Molecule: messenger RNA, 246 nt
Organism: Cladophialophora yegresii CBS 114405
Lineage: Eukaryota; Fungi; Ascomycota; Eurotiomycetes; Chaetothyriales; Herpotrichiellaceae
Exons: 1
Coding region: 1-246 (81 amino acids)
Source: RefSeq, a predicted model, not a curated record
AUGACUUACUCGAUAGUCGAACUAGGACAGGCCCAUGACCAGUGGCUGAUUCCAACACCGGAAGUCCAAGAAGCAAUGCAACACGUCCGUCGCAUUGGGGAUGAAAAUUUCACACAGAGCACUGGCGCCGUCAGUCCGGGACUCAUGUCGCAUAUCUUCGUGUAUGCUCUAGAAGCAGAUGAAGACCGCGGCAACUGGACAGUUCAAAAUGCUUCGAGAAAUAAAAAGAGCGACGUGCCACAGUGA